UUUUCUUUUCCUUCUCUUGAUCUUUUUUUCUUUGGUUUCCAUUACGUAUUUAUUGAAUGAUAUCUUUUGUACUUAUUGUGAACAAAACUUGUCAAACACGAUUUGCAAAAUACUAUACUGAAUCUACUAUAGAACAUUGUCAAUUUGAAUUGGAACUAGCUAAACAAUGUGUAAAACGACCUGAACAUCAUUGUCUAUUCUUUGAAUUUGAAGGUUAUGAUAUUGUGUAUCGACCAUAUGCUUCAUUGUAUAUUAUUGUUGGUUAUCCACCUGAUCAAGAGAAUGAAUUUGGAAUAUUGGAAUGGAUACAAUUAUUUGUGGAAACAAUGGAUAUCUACUUUGAUAAAGUGACGGAAUUAGACCUUGUGUUUCAACUUGAAAAAGUGCACAUGAUCUUGGAGGAAAUAUUACCAAAAGGGUUACUUGGUGAAGCCAAUCAAGAUCGUAUUCUCUCUCCUGCUAUCACUACUGCUUGGAACUCCGUUUGAACUUUAAAAAAAAAGGUUAGAUAUGGGAUUGUCUCUCUCUUUUUUGGGAAAUAAAAAAAAAAGUUUUUUUUUU
Halteromyces radiatus is the source of this 561-nucleotide messenger RNA. Its product is annotated as clathrin assembly complex, small subunit. Lineage: Eukaryota; Fungi; Mucoromycota; Mucoromycetes; Mucorales; Cunninghamellaceae. Gene Ontology annotation, cellular component: intracellular membrane-bounded organelle. The record is from RefSeq and is a predicted model, not a curated record. The transcript is spliced from 6 exons. Gene Ontology annotation, biological process: protein transport; vesicle-mediated transport. Bases 57 to 488 code for a protein of 143 amino acids.